AUUGGUAGUUCAUAACCUCAAAUUCGAACUAGAUCAAAAACAUAACAAACAAUCAAAUAAAAUAAAUUAAGUAUGCUAUAAAAUUUGUUUAAUGUAAAUGUUAAAGUGUAAUUGUGUAUAGUGCAAUAUGAUUUCACGUAAGCCGAUAUUUCAAAAGCCGAGCGAUGACAAUCUAUACCCAGUGAGGAACAAAAACGGAGAGAUAGAAACACUGGUUAAUCCAAACAUUGACUCAGCUUUAAGCAUAGACAACGAUUCCAAAACUAAUGUGGUGUACAAUCGUUACCAUCACUUACCGUUGGAGGCUCAACGACAAAAGUUACCAGUGUUCCAGUACAGAAAUCAUAUAUUGUAUUUGAUGGAGAGGUAUCAAACGUUGGUGUUGAUUGGAGAAACGGGAUGCGGCAAGUCUACACAAGUUCCACAGUAUCUCCACGAAGUCGGGCAUAAGGUGUGCGUCACACAGCCGCGCGUCACCGCAGCGGUAACGCUCGCGACGCGCGUCGCGGAGGAGCGCGGCGUGCGUUUGGGCGACGAGGUGGGGUACGCGGCGGCUAUGACCGCGCAGAGGACCGUGGAUACAGGGAUUGUGUUUAUGACAGAAGGUGUGUUGUUACGAGAAAUGUUCGCAUCGCCGCUGUUAAUGCAGUAUACGUGUAUUGUUUUGGACGAGGUGCACGAGCGAUCUCAAAUGACGGAUGUUUUGAUGGGACUCUUGAAGAAAAUAGCUAAAAAACGCAAGAACCUAAAAAUCGUAAUAUCAUCAGCGACAAUGGACGCGGAUUUCUUCCAGCGUUUCUUCAAUUUGCGAGAUGCGCACGGACAGACAGACACAUCUGCUGUAAUGUCAAUUCAGGGCAGGAGUUAUCCGAUCGAAGUGUUUUAUACUGAAGAACCGGUAGCGGAUUAUGUGAAAGCUGCAGUGGAAACAAUAAUAAAAAUACAUGAAAACAAACCGUUUGGAGAUGUUUUAGCGUUUCUGACGUCACAGGAAGAAAUCCUGUCAGCCCUAGAAACGUUACAAAUAUACGCCGAAGAGAAUAAUGAAAAGAAUAAAUACCGAAAAACGUUUCCUAGCGGCAUGCAAGCUGCGAAUCUAUUAAUAUUGCCUAUGUACGGCAGUUUGCCUUUACACAAACAAAUAAAAGUAUUCCAAAUGGCCGACAGGAAUGUGAGGAAAGUUAUUUUAGCUACUAAUAUAGCGGAAACGAGUGUCACCAUUCCGGGGGUUGUUUAUGUGGUGGACAGCGGCUACCACAAGCUGCCGAGCUACUGUCCCACACUGCGCGUGGAGUGCGUGUGUGUGUGUUGCGUGUGUGCGCGGGGCGCGCGGCAGCGGGCCGGCCGUGCCGGGCGGGACCGACCCGGCGAGUGCUACAGAUUAUACACGGAAGAGGAAUUCGAGAAAUUACCUCAAAGUGUUCCGCCAGAGAUUUGUAGGAGCGACUUGAGUUCUGUGCUUUUGCAGUUGAAAGCUUUGGGAAUACAUAAUUUAUUAAGGUUCACAUUCCCCACACCACCGCCGGCAAAAAGUCUAUUAUCCGCUUUAGAACAAUUAUACGCGUUGAAAGCAAUCGAUAAAACUGGCAAUUUGACGCAAGAAGGAAACAAAAUGGCGGAGUUGCCGCUCAAACCGAUGUACGGGAAAAUGCUGUGCGAGAGCGGCGAAUACGGGUGUGUCGAUGAAAUUCUAUCAAUAGUGUCUAUGCUACAAAUGGACAGUGUUUUCAUAAAACAGUACACCGGCAAAGCGUGUGCCGCCGCUAAAAUGUCCAGGAGGAAUAAUUUCGAGGUAGCAGAAGGCGAUAUAAUAAUGUAUUUAAAUAUAUUCGAUUCCUACAAUAAAGUGAAGAAUUCAUACAGCGACGAGAAAAUGUCGAAAAAAGCGUGCAAAGACUGGUGUCAAAGGAUGUAUAUUAAUUACAGAGUUAUGGAAAAGGCAUAUGAAAUACGGAGUAGUUUAGAAAAACUAGUAAAAGGCAAAUUUAAUAUUGAGAAUAAAGUUUUCGAAGGGCCGGACUUAGGUUCAGGAAAAUGCAUACGAAUAAUGAAAUGUGUUUUAACCGGUUUGUUCCCGCAAGCGGCUUGUCUAACUUCAACGGGAGAAUAUAAGAGUAUCUUUGGAGCCAAACUGUAUAUAAGUGAAAAUAGCUGUUUAUAUAGAGUACAACAACCUACGUGGGUGGUGUUCGCGAGUGUACAAAGUGUUGGAGAUAAAAUUAACAUGAGAGAUUUGAUGGUGAUACAAAAAGAAUGGCUGUUAGAAAUUGCUCCGCAUUAUUAUACUGAAGUUUAAUAAAUUAUUUCAAUAUA
Molecule: messenger RNA, 2313 nt
Organism: Colias croceus (clouded yellow)
Lineage: Eukaryota; Metazoa; Arthropoda; Insecta; Lepidoptera; Pieridae
Product: probable ATP-dependent RNA helicase DHX35
Exons: 16
Coding region: 128-2296 (722 amino acids)
Cellular component (GO): intracellular anatomical structure; catalytic step 2 spliceosome
Molecular function (GO): ATP binding; RNA binding
Source: RefSeq, a predicted model, not a curated record